This is a messenger RNA of Aspergillus neoniger CBS 115656, 704 nucleotides long. RefSeq lists its product as uncharacterized. Bases 30 to 482 code for a protein of 150 amino acids. The record is from RefSeq and is a predicted model, not a curated record. The transcript has a single exon. Lineage: Eukaryota; Fungi; Ascomycota; Eurotiomycetes; Eurotiales; Aspergillaceae.
CAAUGUUUCCCCUCAGAAUAUCACUCACCAUGAACGAGGUUAAUGAACAUGUACUCAAAACUAUGCAAGAUUUAACAACAAUACGCAUUAUUAUUGACGUUCCUACCGAAAUUAUAAACCCAGAAAAUUAUUUGGGAUCAGCAUUCGAACUCGUUAAACCAUUCACGAACAGCUGGGAGAAAUACCACGGGGUGCGAAAAAUUGUCGUCGAUGUGUAUCCGCGACAUGCAUACAUUGUGAUCGACAUCAACAAUUUCUCUUAUGACUUCAAGCUGGCUCAUUUACAGACCUUCACUAUCCCAGUCCAUAUUCUUCGUUUGUCAAGGAAAAGCAAGCAGUGGUCCUUCUUUAGACGAGAACUAGAGGAUCGACGAGUCGCCAAGGAUAUUGCAGAGUUGCACAGGUGUAACGGCCAAAACCAACCCCCCUUCUUUGCAGACCAUAUUCGAGGGUCUGUUUACCUCACUCCCCGUACAACAUGAGGAAAUGAUGGACGAAAUGGGAUCUGUCGUAUGCAGCGUCGCAUCUUUUCGCAAUUUUAUCUCUUGACUCUUAUGAUUUACCUGUUCUUCAAUGUUCGAAUUGGCUUUAGAUCGAAUUGAGCCCGUGUUCACAACUAGGGGUACGUCCAUACUAUCACUCGGUUUUCCUUGGCUAUUUUCACAUCGUUUACGGGUUUUACUGCGGGUUUCGAAAGAAGCGAG